GGCCCCCGCCGCCAUGCCCAGCCCCGUCCGUCGCCCCCCCGGCCCCCCCGGUUUAACCCCGUUACCGGCGGACGGUUCGGCCUUGUUACGGGCCGUAGCCCAGGGCAAAUUCCGUCUGACUCGCCUCUUGUUGGAAGGGGGGGCCUACAUCAACGAGGGCAACGCCGCCGGGCAAACCCCUUUGAUGGCCGCCUGCCGGGGGGGUUACGCCGACCCCCCCGAACAACCCCGGAUGGUGAGGUACCUUUUGGAAAACGGGGCCGAUCCCAACAUCCCGGAUAAAACGGGGAAAACGGCUUUGAUGCACGCUUGCGCCGAGCAGGCCGGGCCGGCGGUGGCCACCAUUUUGUUGGCCUACGGGGCCGAUCCCAGCGUCCGCGAUUACGCCGGGGCCUCCGCUUUGGUUUACGCCAUCAACCGGGGCGACCGGGAGACUUUGCAGGUUUUGUUGGACGCCUGUAAAGCCCGAGGGAAGGAGGUCAUCAUCAUCACCACCGACACCUCCCCCUCGGGGGCCAAAACCACCCGCCAAUACCUCAACUCCCCCCCAUCGCCGGGCCUGAAGGAGGAGGAGGAGGAAGAAGAAGAGGAUGAGGAGAAACCCUCCCCGGCCCUUUGCAUGUCGCCCUCCGACAUCGAGGUGCGGACGGCGGCGUCGCCGGGGGGAAGCGAGAAGGAAGAGGAGAGGGAUGUUUUCUGCUUCCCCCCCCCGACUGGCACAUCUGGGUCCCAGCACAUCUGGGCACUGGGCUAA
Molecule: messenger RNA, 754 nt
Organism: Calidris pugnax (ruff)
Lineage: Eukaryota; Metazoa; Chordata; Aves; Charadriiformes; Scolopacidae
Gene: ANKRD34A
Product: ankyrin repeat domain 34A
Exons: 2
Coding region: 14-754 (246 amino acids)
Molecular function (GO): protein binding
Source: RefSeq, a predicted model, not a curated record